AUGGCGGCGGCUCAGGUACAAACUUUACUUCGCUUUCUGUCGCAGGAUGCCAAAGUACCACUUGCGUCCGCGAUGGGUAAAGUCAUGGAGCUUCAGAAGGCGGACCUCACAACUCCCGAGCAGAUCUCUAAGCAAGAUCUGAAAGUUCUUCAGGAUAUCUUCAAGGACGACAAGGUGGCGAAACAAGUCAUGAACGCCGCAAAGAGGGUGUCUAAAAAGCGAGGCGCAUCGGCUGGAGACGUCGAAGCUCCCCCAAAGAGAACGAAAAGUUCUCGUAUGGAAGUAUCCAACACCCCGUUUGACACAGAGCGUGCGCUUGCCCUGCCUAGCUCUACCGCUACGGAAGAGGAGCUAUCGGGGAUUGUCCUUCUCACAAACCGAGCGCCACUAGUGCUUGCAUUUGCUGUUGGUGUGCUACGAUAUACAAUGCCCGAGCAGCCCAUUUCUAGCAGACUUAGCCUUGCCCAAGCUGUGGUCAGUGCUAACAGUCGCUCAAAGGCCGUUAGCCUGGGCAUUGAAAAUGGGCCCCCGGCUGAAGUUGAAGGAUGGGGAGAGGGUCAGCCGGUGGUGAAGGUUCUGGGGAGAGAGGUGAAAGUGCUGAAGCGAUGGGACUAUGAUUCAAGGGAGGGUCAACCGCCAACUGAAGGCACACAGCCGGACGCGGAGGCCUCUGCCAUAUCUGACGAUGUGUUAGGGCAGAUUUCCCAGGACGGAUCAGACAGAGUACCACCACUCUGGGGGAUUGACACGGAGGCCAUGCGGAAAGCUCAAAGCUCGGAUCAGGUAGUGAGAACAAACAAGCCUUUACCUAUCUUCACCCCUGACUCGGCACGAGCAUACCUGUUCAAGGCAUUCACCAGAGCUCUUGAUGAAGACGGAUCCACUGGCAGUACAGCCAAAAGAAAAGCAUCACAAGUCGAGGCGGAAAAGGAGGACUGUCUCGCGCAUCUCAUACACACUAUUGACAUUGUCUGCAAGUCCUGGGCUUCCAGCCUCGAUAGAGACGAGUUAGACAGACGUGCAUGGGCCUGUCAACAAUCGCAGCAGAAAACCUACAACACCAUCCCUAUCGAUGCGGAUUUGACAGAAGACCCUUUUGGAGAUGAGGCUCGAGUGUCGUUCGAUGAGACUCCCCACCGAUCAAGUCUUCCUCCGAAGGGGGUAGAUUUCACCAAUCGCGAUUCAGUCGCGUCUACCGCCCCCUCCACCACAGCUCGUAGUCAAAGCGUCUCGUCACGCUCUUCGAUCCCCGUUCGGGCCAUGAGUCCUUACACUGGGGCAACGGGUCCUAGCCAUCCGUAUGCGAUGUACCCGCAGGUCGGUGUUAGUCGUUCCCCGAGUGUAGCGACCGCAUCAACUCUACGACCCGUGGACCAACCGUUGGAAGAUGCUAGUGGGCCGCAACACCCGUACGCGAUGUACACGCAAAAUGUGGUCCCUGAGGAGGGUAUGGACAGCACGAUGGACAACGCUAUGAUGGAAACUCCCAUGAUGGACAAUUCUAUGGUACCCCUUGGUUUUCCCGGCCACAAUCAAGCCUACCAGCGACCGCCCGGUCGGGCAGAUGAUGACGUAGGGGAUCUCAUCGGCCCUGACGGGCAUACUGAACAGCUGCCGCCUUACUCCCGCUAUCCUGAGAACGCUGUUCCCAAGGUAGAGGGAACAUUUGCGUCCGUUAAUGAUGCUGGCAUCACGUCGGACGAGACCCUCCACAAUGAGCAUGCGGGUCCGCCCAUGUCGGAGGUCGCUGCAACUAAUGUACCUGUGGAAGAGCCAAACCGAAUGAGCGCACGAAGUAAUUCCCAGUCCGAGGAGCCCCCGGUAACCGGCAUCAUGGCGUUUGAAGAAAAGUUGAAGAGGAAAGGCAAAAAGAAGGCUUGCUGUGGGCUACCCAUUUGGACUAUUGUUUUGGUGGGCGUGGUGAUGCUUGUUGGAGGGUGCAUCGGAGGUGUCAUUGGAGGCGUGCUUGGCGCAAAGAAGGCUGCGGAUCAGGAACACAAACAACCAAAGGGCCCGCGCAUUGUCACGUCGACUGUUACCCCCAAGAUGGAUGCGACUCCGAUCACUUCGACUCCGGUCAAUCUACUACCGCUUCCUACUGGCCAAUACGUCAUUCCAGCUUCUCCCAAGAAUCAGUCCAAGUUCUGCGUGGCAGAGUCAGACUACCGAGUUUCAUGGUCAUGCAUGAAUUCGGGAGAUAUCCCUGUGGCCGUUCAAGACUCCGAGGGCUACCGCUCAAUCACAUUCGAGGACACUACCUAUUCUUCGAGUCUAAGCUAUGGAGCACAAGCACCAGUCCUUUCGAACCCUACGCAGAACCUGUCGAUGGCAUAUGAUCUGAACGAUGCCAGUUUCGGACCUGCUUUGCACUUUUGGACCCUCUUCGACAAACUGGUCGUGGUGCCCCAAGACUCGUUCCCAACGCACGCGUCAUCGAAACGCUCACUGUCAGAGGAUGAAUUGUUGGCUACCAUGCUUGUUCGCAAGGAUGUUGCCAAGGCAGGAGAUAAGCCGUGGUUCUGCUGGUGGAACAGCACCAUUAUCGAAUUCUUCUUAUACGUCAAUGAAACCACCAAGGACGCUCAGUAUAGUGCGACCGCCAGUUCCGCAAGCUACGCUCAAGCCACAGCAGGUAGCUCAGGCUCCAACACAGGGUCGAUAUCUGAUUAUCCCCGUCGGAUCAAGAUGGAGGAGAAACGAGAGUACCCAGGUGCCCCUAGUCCUUAUUGUCAACAGAUGCAAGUCCUUGAUGACGGAUCAAUCGGUCCGAUAUCUCAAGAGAUUGUCCAGAUUAAAGAAUUAGAGCCCACGCCCACAACCACAAUCCAAGUCACCGGCACAACGCAAACAUAUACAGCGAAGGCCGAGUAUCAGAGCGUCUGCUACUGCGUGUCAUUGACUGAUUGA
This is a messenger RNA of Aspergillus homomorphus CBS 101889, 2907 nucleotides long. RefSeq lists its product as uncharacterized. The transcript is spliced from 5 exons. NCBI's taxonomy places the organism in Eukaryota, Fungi, Ascomycota, Eurotiomycetes, Eurotiales, Aspergillaceae. The record is from RefSeq and is a predicted model, not a curated record. The coding region runs from base 1 to 2907 and encodes 968 amino acids.